This is a messenger RNA of Ambispora gerdemannii, 2016 nucleotides long. NCBI's taxonomy places the organism in Eukaryota, Fungi, Glomeromycota, Glomeromycetes, Archaeosporales, Ambisporaceae. The record is from the annotation of a GenBank genome assembly.
AUGGACUCUCAAUAUAAGCCUAUUGAUCCGAAAAGUGAAUCCUCAAAAGACGCGUAUAAUACUGUCUUUCAGACACUCAGAUUCAUUAUUGCUAAUCCAGAUAAAGGUGACGCUGCAGCUCAAAUGCUUUCAAAGUCAAAAGUUUUCCAAGAGAGACUACCUAGUCUCGAUCUAAACACAAGAAGGCCAUCCAAACAGGCUAGAGCCUUUUUCGAGCAUUUAAAACGAUAUCUGAACAUGUACCACCCAGAUGCUGGUUUUGAAUUGGGGGAAACAUUGCGUUAUGCUAAUUCCAAAAAAGCAGAGGCAUGUAUCCUCGCGACUAAACAUUGGAUUAAAGGCGAGAUUAUACGAUAUUGUAAUGGAAUUCUGGUCGAGCUAACCAAGGAAGAGGAGUCAAAGUUGGACGAUGAAAAAGAUUUUUCUAUAAUCGCCUCAGAACGCAAAAAGAAAAGUUCUAUUUAUGUUGGACCUGGUCGCUUUGUUAAUCAUGAUUGCGAUCCGAACACCGAAUUUUAUAUACAAGGAUCACGGAAUAUUGUCUCUUUUCAAGUCUUAAAAGAUAUUGAAAUAGGCGAAGAGAUUACUUGUUCCUAUGGAACAGAUUAUUUUGGAGAUAACAACUGUGAAUGCUUAUGUCUGACUUGCGAAAGGCAAAAGAUGGGUGCUUUUGCGGAUAAAAAAGGCAAAGAGCCUGCACAUCUGAAUACUUUUGAUGCCACUGACAAUAAUAAUCCAGAGGAACUACAACCACAAUCUCCGGAGAUUGGCGUGCGUACAAGAGGAUAUCAUAGAGUACACUCUACUCAAAAUGCGAAGCAACCAAAGAAUAUGUCGACUUCUGCUAGUUCAUCGAAGACCCCAAAUAGUCAAUGUCAAGCAGCACCUUCAUCAAAAAGGCAAGCUCCGAUUGUGCAAUCUCAAAUUCCAAAUUCUCCGAGACUUCAACAGUCGAAGUCACUGCAAUCUAUGUUAAAGCAACCUCCUUUAACACAAUCUCGGUCUGAAGAAUCAAUGCAACGAUGUAAUAAUAAGUCUGAACGGACACCAAAUUUCAAUGUUCAUAAUACGCGACCAACCAAUUUGGCGCAUAUUAAUUCUCAAAGUCGAUCACAAAACGGAUUUUCUACUCCGCGAAUACAAAUGCAUUCAACUGGCUCUCAACACAUCUUGAAUCAAUCUCAAUUCAGUCAUGAAAAUAUACGUCAAGGACGAUUUCAGCAAUCCAGUUCUUUACACUUAUCUACUACGAAUAAUGUUCAGUCUAAUCACGCCGUCAAUCGAAUGAGCUUUCCAUGGUCAGUUUCUCAAACAGUACGUCCUGGACAAAUUGUGACCACCGGAUGUUCUUUUACUACUAGUUUUUGUGUGUCCACGACACCUGGUAACGCGCAGCCAAUAAUUAUACCUCAACAUGUACUGGAAUAUACAGCGAUGCAAGCAUCCAAUAUUCGAAAAAAAGCAUCAAAUCAUCGGAUGUCUGUUAAUUAUCUUAUAAAUAACGAAGAUGUCGAAAUAAAUCAUCCAUCUAAUCAAAAUCAGCCAUGUCAGAAUAGAGGAUGCAGUAAUAUAAAUGUUCCGGAUGAUCGCAUAUGUUUCAGGUGUCGUCGACAUUUUAAAAUAUUUCGGAUUAACUGGCCUAUGCGAGUUCUUUCAGAAGAACCAGAUGAGCCCCCAAUAAUAAAAAAGCCUAUGCUUUGCGCGCGCAAAAAUCCACCAAAGCAAGAUUUAGCAAAUAAAACGGCACGCAAACCAAUAAAUAAAAGAAAGAGGAGAGUUGAGGUUGAAGAGGAUAAAGAGGAAUUGCCAGAUGUGGUGAUGGAAGAUGUUUUGGAGGUGGAACCACUUGUAAAGGGAGAGGGGGAUGUUGACGAGGAGAGGCCAUUGAAAAGGAAAAGAGUGGAGAACGGCCUUGGCAGUGAGCUCCGAUUUGCUAAAAAUGCGACUGUGCGGCAGGCAGUUACUAAUGAAUCAACUGCUGGGGCUCGUAAGGAAGAAUGUAGGCGUUGUGGGUAG